Paraphaeosphaeria sporulosa is the source of this 1128-nucleotide messenger RNA. RefSeq lists its product as uncharacterized. The record is from RefSeq and is a predicted model, not a curated record. Bases 1 to 1128 code for a protein of 375 amino acids. The transcript has 3 exons. NCBI's taxonomy places the organism in Eukaryota, Fungi, Ascomycota, Dothideomycetes, Pleosporales, Didymosphaeriaceae.
AUGGGCGACUAUGGAGAGAUUGUCGAGCUUGGAUUGGAGGGUGUGGAUAGAUUCGCGACUCAUUUUCACGACCCUGUAGUGGACAAGCUGAGCAAACACAAGCCCUUCUCGCGCUCCAGGAACAAGCGCGACAGUGGACCGUCGGGUGGCCCACAGCGACAGGAAAGGCGAAGAGAGCUCCCCGAAGACGAGAGACCUUCCCAGCGUCCAGACUCACCACAAAGGCGGGAGUCUUUUCCGGAGCAAGAUCUGCCACCGCAUCCGCAGUUGCAAGUGCCUCCUCCCCCUCCGGGAGCGCCGCCCGCAGGACUACCUUACCCACCUUACCAACCUUACCCAGGAGGCCUACCAUCUGCAAUACCUGUGGUGCCUACAGUACCCUAUUCAGGAGUGCAAUUCGCGGCACAACCGCCGCGGAGACAACUGCCGCGACAGCGCUCCUACUCAGAUCCGCGAGGCGAGCGGUACGACAGCAGAUCAGUGCCAGAUAACAUUGGCGAAAUUGACUCCGACUCCGACGUUGAGCGAGGACCAAGAAGUAUGUACUCAUCAUAUGCGCCUGGCCGUGGACGAGACGACGGCUGGAGAGACGAUGGUCGAUAUGAGAGAGUUGUCGAGGAUCGCGAGUACUACGGGCCGAGAGGAACCGUGCAGCAGAUGGCAGUGCGCACGAGAGAUGCGAACCACUACCAAGGAGCAGUCACACCUCGAGCGCCGUCUCCACCAGACUACGGUUACGCACAGCGGGGUUACGCAGACGGAAUGGCCGUGCGAGGACGCCCGGAGCCACGCCGACAACGUUCUUCAUCUUGGUCUCCGCCGCGCAGAGCUGAGCGGCGGCAUGAUUCGCCUGCUCGCCGCAAGCGAUCCAAGUCUCCGAACCACCACCGUGCGUUGGCCAUCAUCGUGGGUGCUUUGGCAGGAGGUGUGGCUGGCAGCAGAGUCAAGAAGGACGACCUGGUGCCCAACACGAUGGCUACGGUUGGCGGAGCGAUCCUUGGCGGGCUCGCGGGCAGAGAAGUUGAGCAGGAAUUCGACCGGCACAAGGAGCGACGUACACACCGGGCCUACGAGCGCGGUGAAGCGAGGGAGAAGAGAAGACUGGAGCGAGAACACGACUACGACUAG